Molecule: messenger RNA, 6140 nt
Organism: Mya arenaria
Lineage: Eukaryota; Metazoa; Mollusca; Bivalvia; Myida; Myidae
Product: WD repeat-containing protein 47-like
Exons: 14
Coding region: 115-3615 (1166 amino acids)
Molecular function (GO): protein binding
Source: RefSeq, a predicted model, not a curated record
UAAUGGCCGACGUUCAACAUGUUUUCGCUAUGAUGAUGAGUAAAAAUCGGUUUUCUUUAUAAUCCGUCAUAAAAUAUUGGUUAGCACCAGUGCCAUUUAUUCAAAUACUUCAAAAUGCCUCCAGCCACAAUUACCAUGAUAGAGGCCGAUGUUGUGAAGCUCAUUUCGGAGUUUCUUCAGAACCGAGAACUGAACAUAUCCAUGCUGGCCUUGGAGAGGGAGACAGGAGUGAUCAAUGGAAAAUUCUCAGAUGACAUGCUUUUUUUGAGACAGCUAAUUCUUGAUGGACAGUGGGAUGAUGUUAUUGACUUUAUACAGCCUCUUGAAACAAUUGGCGGUUUUGAUGCUAAGAAGGUGAAGUAUCUUGUGACGAAGCAUAAAUACCUUGAACUUCUUUGUAUAAAGUCUGAGCCUAAUGUGAUGCAGAAUUAUGAAUUCACUGUGGAGGAAGUUGUUAAAACUUUAAACAGCCUUGAAAACCUUUGUCCGACUAAGGAGGAUUAUAGUAAUCUGUGUUUGUUACUCACCCUGCCUAAACUGUCGGACCACAGUGAUUACCAUGACUGGAAUCCAAGCAAUGCCAGAGUGGAGUGUUUUAGAAGUGCUUACAUCCUUGUCGAAAAGUUCAUGCCAAUCGAUAAAAAUGACAGUAAAAUGUCCAUGUCACAAAAUGAUCGGCUUUUACAGCUGCUGUUAAAGGGACUGUUGUUUGAAUCUUGUAUAGAAUUUUGUCAGCAACAAGCAUCUAAGGAAGGGUCAGGGGAGAUUGAAGUGAAGGACGCUUCCUUGUUAGUGGACAGUGGAUUUAGCGAUGCCGAUCUAAGCCUGCUUUCUUGGCUACAAGGGGUUCCUGCUGAUGUGUAUGGGAUUCCUUUUGAACAAAAAUCGCUUAGUUUGGAUAUUCGUCCUUUAAUGAAACCGUCAUUAGAGGCUUCGUGGAGUGAGCAAAUUCUUGUCACCCCAAUCAAACCAAAGAUGUUCCCUCACUCGGCAGUGCCCUCAUCUAGGCCACGGUCAGCUGAUAUAAUGUCAAGAUCACUGAAUCCUCAGUUUGAUGGCUUAACUAGUGGUCUCUGGCAUGGAAGGAUGAACGCUUCAUAUUCUGGUAGACACCUUCUCUCUCAAUCUGUGAUCCCAGGAGUUAUGACACAAAGUCUCAAAUCUCGGAAUCCAAUGGAAAUGUCAAUGCAUAAGCUGUUUGUAGAGGCUGAAAAACUUGACACAGUCACAGCUGUCAGAGAAAAUCUCGAACAAAAACGUCCACAACCAGAUAAAGUUCCUGUGCAACAACAGCCAGCACAUGUACCUCAGAAACCCACACAGUUACAGAGUAUUCAAGAGCUGAAAAGUCCGCCCUCAGAUCCACAGCAGAGUGCCAUACCACCUCGAAUGUCUACAAGCUUCCACAACAAGACUCCACAGUCGUCCAUAAGGCUACAGCAGUCUCAACCAUUUGCUCCUCAAAGGUCACAGUCUCCUACACGGAGCGUCACCUUGGACAAUAGGUCAAGUGAUGAUGGUAGGUCAGAGAGCCAGGGAUCCAUGAGAGACUCAAGCUCUGAGCUUUACAAGGAGUACCAGAAACAACGACAGCUGCUGGAGGCUAAGCUUGCGGAGCAGGAACGUCAGCGGGAGAAGUAUGCACGAGAGCUUGAGGAUCUAGAAAGGAAGAGUCUCCCAGAUACCAAACUUCGGGAAUCUGAUAACAGGAUGCUAGAUAACAGACUUCAAGAGGCAGACAACCGUACAGUAGAGUCAAGCUUUCCGGCCUCGAUACAGGGGGACGUUCUCAGAAAACCUGAAAACAAAAACCUCCAGAAGGUCAUGCAGGUUACGAGCACACCAAACCAACGAAGACAACCCAUGAAUGAUCCAGAUUUUACUCCGAUAGAAACUCCUUUUCAUGCAAAUUUGGGACAAACACCAAGUUUUCUCAAUGAUUGUGAAAACAGCUCAGACUUAGGGGAACAACCCCCACCAGUAUUGAGACUUAGUGAUGACUCCUCUCUCAAUGUAGCAGAUUUCUCACCCAGUGGAAGUCCAGCAGGUCCCAGUGCUGUGACAGAGCUCCUAUCAAGUGAAAGGAAGGCCAGAUCACUCUCACCACCUGUAUGUGAAAGAUUAUCUCCUUUUGAUAAUGAGUGCACACCCCCCAUCCCUGAACGUGUUGACAUGAAAAACAAGGUCUCAGGCAAUGGAAUAGCAAAAUCAGACAAGGCAACAAAGAAACUACCAGUAACAAACAACAGGAAACAAGGAACAAAGGCCCCCGCUGCAGCAGGCCAGACUGGUUUACGAAGAUCACAGUCCACUAAAACUCCAACUGUGAAUAGAAAACCAGUCACAGAUGGCAGCAAGACUCUUCCUAGACCAAGCACUGGAAAACAACCAGCUGCAAGGCGUGGUUCCCAGGAAGUCCGAAGCCAGACACUGCCCAGGCCUAGUACCAAGGCAGCUGCCAGCCGCCCUAGCAACAUCAACCUGCGGGCAGCACCUGGGAUCAGAAAAACACGGGCACAGGGGGCCACAGAGAGCCCCAGUCGAGUCCAGCCCCGGGCCCCACCCAAGCAGGAGAAGAGUCUACAUAUGUCCGACCUGGACUCACCUCUUCACACCAGGAAAAAGCCAGCACAGUCCAACAAGUCUCGGUUCAUCCCCGUGACAACGCUGGAAGACAUGCAGGCAAUACGAACCAUUGCGUUCCAUCCCAGUGGGGACCUAUACCUAGUUGGGUCCAACACAAAAACUCUCCGUAUCUGCCAGUUUCCCGACCUCUCAAACUUGCAACCGGAUCACAUGACCUACCCUACCCGGGUUCUACACCAGAAACACAAGCACCACAGAGGCAGUAUCUACUGCUCUGCCUGGAGCCCAAUGGGGGACCUCAUCGCAACAGGCUCUAACGACAAGGCCAUCAAGAUCAACAGAUUCGACAUUGACACUUGCACUGUUGAUGAGGAUGACAUGGAGUUGACGUUCCAUGAUGGGACAGUUCGGGACCUUGUGUUUAUGCAGGACAUCAGUAACAGGGCCUCCCUACUCAUCAGUGGUGGGUCGGGGGACAGCAAAAUCUAUGUCACAGACUGUGAGACCGCCAUGCCGGUCAGGGCCAUGGCCGGACAUUCAGGUGUGGUGUAUUCCUUGCACACGUGGGGUCGGUGCAUGUUUGUAAGUGGUGGCCAGGAUAAGACAGCCAGGUUCUGGGAUUUGAGGGCCUCCACCCCCAUCACAGUUGUUCCCAGUCAUACAGGCAGUCCAUUUGCCUCUGUAUGUGUCGACCCAUCUGAGCGACUCCUGUGUUCUGGCCAUGAAGAUGGCUCUGUGAUGAUGUAUGACAUCCGUAACUCGCGCGGGAUCCAGAGUUUCCGACCUCACACUGACGAGUGUCGUUCAGCACGGUUCUCCAUGAAUGCUCUUUAUCUUCUCUCCAGCUCCUAUGAUAAAACGAUUGUGCUGACAGAUCUGCAUGGUGACCUGUUAAAGCCACUACCAAGUGUUGCAGCAGCAGAACAUCAUGACAAAGUGAUCCAAUGUCGCUGGCAUCCACAACAUCUCUCAUUCUUGUCAGCUAGUGCUGAUAAAACAGUCACUGUUUGGGGAUUACCUGUCGUUUAAAGUUGCUGACUUCCGGGAUGUGUUUUCUCAAUCAAACUGGGGAUAAGACUGUCACCUGUGGUAUUAUACUGGUCUCCAUGCCAGUUGUCUUCCCAAUAUUUCCAGUCACUUAGUUUCUUCAUGUACUAAGGCAUAGUACACAAGUAGAGACUGCGAGUGAAACAAUGGUCAAUUAACUAAUUAAGCCCACAAGCCCUACACUGGUAAAAUGUCUUCUGGGCUUGCUCAAAUCUGAAUUUUAUAUAGGAGGGCUUGUUAAAAAAAUUGAUGCUAAGCAGUAGUAUAAGAACUCUGGUCAAAUGCAGAGUACAGAAUUUUACCGUCGAUAGUUGCAAUUAUUCUCCACAGAAUAUGAUUUAAAUCAUUGCCUGUGUAUUAUUGUAGGGAUUGUAUUAAGUUUUUGACAUUUUUCCCAGUCCAUUUUAGGCUGAUUUCAGAAAGAUCUUUAAUUUAUAUUUUGAAUGUGGAAUCAGAUUUUACCUGAUUUUCUCUCAAUAUUUUCUCUGCAUUAUGGUAUUAUUGUCAAAUUUGGUAGGCACCAAUUUGGUGAUCUUAGUGGUAGUCCCAUAUUAUUUAUUGAAACACUUUAUUGUUGUUUCACAUGUUAUUAAUUGCUUAACUGACUAUCUUGGUAGAAAUAUACCAUACUUGAAUCAAUAAUUGUGUUUAAUUUAUUCAACUGCUGUUUAUAAAUACAUAAAUGUGUGCUAUCAAGUUUUAGUUCAUUGAAAAUAUCAACAAAUACCAUGACCGUAAUGUUCAAGCUAGGCUGGUCAGUUGCCUUUCACAGGGUUUUGAAACAUCAUGUCCUCUCAUACCACACAUUUAUUACAUAGUGUACUUUCUAGUCAAUAAUUUUAGUGCUUACCAUAUCGUUCAAACUGUAUACACAUUGGCAAGCACAAGUGAUUGUACAUUUACUGUGGCUGAUAUAGUGACUAGCAUCAUCAUGUUGUUGAUAUACAAAGGAUUUGUAAUGCAUAGCUUUUAACAGUGGCCUACUUUUGUAUAUUGGGAACAAGUGCAUUCUUAAUCUAAUCCUAAUCUGUAUUCUUGUUUUGUCAUUGGGUCGUUAUAAGACUUUAUUCACAAUUAAUGAUGUAUGUUACCGUUUUGCUGCUGUAUUAGUUUGAGCUUUGAUCAGCGAAUAUCAAUGUUCUUAUAUUUCACUGUUAUGUGUCAUACAAUAAUAUUUAACUUGUCUGUUUUUCAAUGAAAAAUAUUCAAGGUAUCGUUAAAGCCUUGGUGUUGGCAUGCAAAAACUUGAACCGUAGACAUAACUCAAAAUCAGUUCAAGAUAUUCACAUAAACUUGAUACACAUAUUUCACAUGUGUAGCAAGGCCAAUGACUCUGGCUUUAUUAAGUGUUAAUUUAUGCCCCUUUUAUAAUGAAAACAUAAAUAGGCCUUGGCUGUCACCCACACACUCCUGCUUAUACUGUUAUAAUGUUAUAUAAAUAUUUAACAAUUUACUCGUAUAUCAGGAUGCUUUGUAAUUAUGCUUUUAUUUAUUUAGCGUAUUGUUUGUAGGUUUUAUUUUACUUGGUGACAAUGUUAUAUUAAAUAAUAUCUGACAGUAUUCUAAAAGCAUGACUCAUGAAAGAUUUCUAAGAGUUCCUUCAGUUGCAUUCUUAUGUUUCAGAAAUCCAAUUGACAGUUUUACUUUACUAAACUCUUUAACUGAACAAUUUGUGGUAUUCUUUAAAGCACUAAACUAUAUAUGUACUAUUUUGACAAUCAUUCUACAAGGAUGUAAAAGAACACCCUGUUUAUGUUACAUGAAACUAUAUAUACACAUAUUACUGUUUCAAGUUUUACAUCUGUAUUUGUUGUGAUACCUUUAUUAAGUGUGAUAUUAUGUUUGCCAUAAGUUCAUUAUUUUGCUUGAUUUGUACAUGUAAGUAUUGAUCACACAGUAGGUGUUUUCUGUUAUGCUCAAUCACCCAGAAGAUGUCUGUUUACAUGUUAAUGUUUUAAGACCUAUUAAAUUUUCACUAGCAGAUAUGUAUAUGACAUUGUCAAUUGUGAUAGCCACCAGUAUCCAGUUCCUUUACUUAAAAUAUUUUCACCCCAGAAUACUUAAAAACAUAGUUUGUUUUCCCUUUUGCUCAUUUUUUCCAUCCAUUCCUCCAAAAGAGUUGUUUUUCUCCUUGUUCUAUCAUUGAGUUUUGAAUAUUAUUUUUCCGUCCAUUUGAUAGGAAUAUCUCUCUAUUAUAUAUUAUUAUUUUUUACACACAAACUGUUUUAUUUCUCAGUUCAUGUUUCUGUUUCAUGUCAUGUGCUUGAGUCUUUAUAUAAAUGAAGAAGAUGGCAUUGUGUUUUGAUAGUCCUUGUUAUUUUAAGACCUUUGACUCGGACUUUGUUUUGUUCUCCUGCUAAUGUAGUUUAUUUAUAUUACAUUGCAAAUGCAGUAAAAGAUGAUAAUUUUUGGACUAAAUUUUACCUUCACAUUGUUUGUGUACUAAUAGUUAGUGCUCUUUAUGUAUCAUGUGUAAUGCAUUCCUGCUUAAUAAAGUUUGCAAACUC